CCGAGAGGCGUUGACUUGACGUCGCCACCCCUCUCCUCGGGGCUGGCGCGGAGAGUGGCAGCUCCUGAGGUCACCGCUUCCGCUGGCGCCGGUGGCCUAGCUCCCGACCGCUGCCCUUGGUCGUGGGUCGUGCUCGGCACCGGCUGCAGCAGCCACGAUGACCUUGCUUCAGCUUGUACGCGAAUACUGGGUUCAUAUACUUGUUCCUAUGGGAUUUGUCUUUGGAUGCUAUCUAGACAGGAAGGAUGACGAAAAGCUAACUGCCUUCCGGAAUAAGAGUAUGCUAUAUCGGAGAGAACUGAAGCCCAAUGAAGAAUUUACUUGGAAGUAAAGCCUGUGGCUAAAUCUCAGAAUGUUCACAUUUUAAAAGUCAUUGGAGAAAUAAAACAUUUAUUAUUUAA
This is a messenger RNA of Alexandromys fortis (reed vole), 401 nucleotides long. RefSeq names its product NADH:ubiquinone oxidoreductase subunit B1 (gene Ndufb1). The transcript has 3 exons. Bases 158 to 331 code for a protein of 57 amino acids. Lineage: Eukaryota; Metazoa; Chordata; Mammalia; Rodentia; Cricetidae. Gene Ontology annotation, cellular component: mitochondrion. The record is from RefSeq and is a predicted model, not a curated record.